AAAUACUUGAGUACCACGCUGAGGAAUUUGUACUUCACCCCCCUCACACUUCAGCCCAACUCCAAGGUUCAGCUCAGUCAGCAUUCGGCCGCAGCGGCAGCAAGUCCACAAAAACGCGCUCAUCAGAAUUGAUUCCAGAAUACCAAUUAACCGUCAUACUCAAAAAUGGGAGACUGGGAUUUCUUGUCAACCCUGCUGGACAAGGUCCAGUCGCACUCCACUGUCGUUGGAAAGAUCUGGAUGACGGUUCUGUUCCUGUUCCGGAUCAUGGUCCUGAGCACCGGCGCCAACAGCGUGUGGGGCGACGAGCAGUCCGACUUCAUCUGCAACACCAAGCAGCCCGGUUGCGAGAACGUCUGCUACGACUGGACCUUCCCCAUCUCGCACAUCCGCUUCUGGGUCCUCCAGAUCAUCUUCGUGGCCACACCUACGCUGGUCUACCUGGGCCACGCCAUGCACGUCAUCCACCAGGAGAACAAAUUGCGCGAAAAGCUGGCCAGCCCUGGCGGUCCGCGCCACCUCAAGUCGCCCAAGUACACCGACGACAAGGGCAAGGUGACCAUCAAGGGGAACCUCCUGGGGAGCUACCUGACCCAGCUGAUUUUCAAGAUCAUCAUCGAGGCCGCCUUCAUAGUGGGUCAGUAUUACCUGUACGGUUUCAUCAUGGUCCCCAUGUUCCCCUGCUCCAAGAAACCGUGCCCGUUCACCGUCGAAUGCUACAUGUCGCGGCCCACCGAGAAAACCAUCUUCAUCAUCUUCAUGCUGGUCGUGGCAUGCGUGUCCCUCCUGCUCAACGUGACCGAGGUCUUCUACCUGCUGUGCAACCGAUGCAAGGCCAGGUCCAGGUCCAGAGGGAGGUUUGCAAUUAACUCUGUUGAGAACCCAGCAGGGCUUAUAAAUCCCAGGUGGCCCACGGUCAACGAUGCACUGAUCCAGAAUAAGAAGAACCUGGACUUGGAGAUGGAGACCAGUCAGAGUCUUGGGGGGAGUCUGGAUGGAGCCAAGGAGGAAAAGCAUCUGAUGGGCAACCACUAG
Hippocampus zosterae (dwarf seahorse) is the source of this 1035-nucleotide messenger RNA. It is a transcript of the gene gja13.1, whose product is annotated as gap junction protein alpha 13.1. The record is from RefSeq and is a predicted model, not a curated record. NCBI's taxonomy places the organism in Eukaryota, Metazoa, Chordata, Actinopteri, Syngnathiformes, Syngnathidae. Gene Ontology annotation, biological process: cell communication. The transcript is spliced from 2 exons. Gene Ontology annotation, cellular component: connexin complex. The coding region runs from base 166 to 1035 and encodes 289 amino acids.